This is a messenger RNA of Exophiala oligosperma, 1634 nucleotides long. RefSeq lists its product as uncharacterized. Gene Ontology annotation, biological process: polysaccharide biosynthetic process. The record is from RefSeq and is a predicted model, not a curated record. Gene Ontology annotation, cellular component: membrane. The transcript has 2 exons. NCBI's taxonomy places the organism in Eukaryota, Fungi, Ascomycota, Eurotiomycetes, Chaetothyriales, Herpotrichiellaceae. Gene Ontology annotation, molecular function: acyltransferase activity, transferring groups other than amino-acyl groups. The coding region runs from base 11 to 1573 and encodes 520 amino acids.
UUUCACCCCAAUGUUCUCUGAAAAGACUCCCCAUGAAUCGAACGGAAUGCUUCCAUCCUGGAAAAGGUAUAUCCUUCAGACCACACAGUCUUGGAGAUGGCCCAACUAUUUCCCGACUUCUCGGCAGGUCAAUGGGCCUGACUAUGUCGCCCUGCUUCCAGAAUCUUCGAGAACUAGCAGCGAUGUAGAGUUGGGUUAUCUGAAACCAACCUCACGUCGAAUUCGUAACCCAACCUUGGACAAGAUCCACACAGCACUACUUACAAUCUUCGGCCUUCUCUGGGCAGCAAUCCGACCCAAUAUACUGACCAAGAAAGAGAAGCGUGAACUACACCAGUCAGCGUGGCUCGAUGGAAUUCGUGGAGUGGCUGCUUUCUUCGUUUUCUUCAGCCAUGCCGCGGAGAUACGCUGGAACGAUUUACGGCACGGAUGGAAACAUGGAGGCUACUUUCUUCAAUGGCCCAUCAUCCGCGUCUUUUAUGAAGGCUCAUCCAUGGUGUCGGUCUUCUUCGUCGUCAGCGGUUUCGCAAUCAGCUACAAGGCCCUGAAGCUCGCGAAAGCCCAAGAACAUGGGAAAAUAUUCGAUACUCUCGUCUCGUCCACAUUUCGACGGGGCAUCCGAUUGUAUCUGCCGUGUGCCGCGAUAACGCUCUUGCGCGCCAUCACGAACUAUAUCAGGGGCACAAAGGGCGCCGCUCCAACCUUUUGGAUCAUGCUAUGGCGAUGGGUCAAAGUGGUUGUCUCGGGUGUUAACCCUCUCCGGCUUGACAAAUGGUACUUCAACGGCUCUUUUCGCCAGCUGGAACGGGUUAUGUGGACCAUUCCGGUCGAGUUCCGUGGCUCCAUGGUCGUCUUCCUCUGCAUUCUCGUGGUGGCGAAGGCUCGGCAUGCACAGCGGAUGGCUGCAAUCGCGGCUCUCAUCGCCUGGUCCUGCUGCGUCGGCGAGUGGGACAUUGUCCUCUUUGUUUCGGGAACGUUUCUGUGCGAACUCCAUCACAGGACCUCGUCAAAUUCGGGCUCGAACGGCGGCGACACGAGCUUUUUGUGGCGUUUUCUGUCUGCAUCUGCCUCAAUCCUGCUCUUACUGCCUCUGCUUUACGUCCUCUCUCAGCCGGAAAGCUAUUGGGGAAAUGGCGACACGCCAAUCUCGGGCUGGCUAGAUGCCCAUACACCGGCCGCGUGGGUGGAAAACAAAAUGGAGGCUGGCAAUUUCUGGCACUGCAUCGCUGCUGUUAUACUGAUCUUCCUCGUCGACCACUCUCCUGUCCUGCAACGAUUCUUCAUGUCGCCGAUCCCACAGUACCUUGGCGAGAUCUCAUUCUCUUUGUAUCUGCUGCAUCCAUGGCUGAUUGACCUGGUCGGUAGGAAAAUUGUCUUUUUCAUGUUCCGCCGGAUGAAGGAGCUGGGUCCUGGAAUUGGACCAGAAUAUCUUGGGGCCAUCUUGUGCCUCAUCCUCUUUCUGCCUCUCCUGUUCUGGGUUUCAGAUAUUUCGACCAGGUGGUUCGACCGUGGUGGCGUGCGACUAGCACGGUGGGCUGAAGAUCGAUUCUACAGCGUAAACGCUCGAUCGUAGGCUAUAGGCACGACUUUAUCUUGAUAUCUUAGCUUUUCUUCGCAUCCACAUUUAAAUCUCA